CUCUCUCACUUACUCACAUGCUUUCUCUCUCCUCUAAUAAUUCCCUAUAUAAACCCCCUACCCACCUCAUUCCAACAACAACAACAUCAACACAACACAUUUCUCUCAUCAUAAUUCAUACAAACUACACUUAACUCUAUUUUCUCUAGCAAAACAUACACACCAAAAAAAAAACACAAAAUGGAUCAAAUGUUCAAUUUAACAUCAUCAGGCAAUGAAGAAGAUCUUUUAUCCCGUCGAUCAGUAUGGGUUAACGGCCCGGUGAUUGUCGGCGCAGGCCCAUCGGGCCUCGCCGUAGGGGCAUGUCUUAGGGAACAAGGGGUACCCUUUGUAGUCCUAGAAAGAGCUGAUUGCAUUGCCUCCCUUUGGCAAAAACGCACUUACGAUAGACUUAAACUCCACCUUCCUAAACAAUUCUGUCAAUUACCUAAAAUGCCUUUCCCUGAGUCUUUCCCUGAGUACCCUACCAAAAAACAGUUUAUUAACUACCUUGAGUCCUACGCUAAACAUUUUGAGAUCAACCCACAUUUUAACGAGUGUGUUCAAUCCGCCAAGUACGACCCUACUUUCGGGCUUUGGCGGGUUAAGACCUCGGGCCAAGCCGAGGUCGAGUACGUCUGCCGAUGGCUCGUAGUGGCCACCGGAGAAAACGCCGAGUGUGUUAUGCCCGACAUUGACGGGCUAGCACACUUCGGCGGGAAGGUGAUCCACUCUAGUGAGUACAAGUCUGGUGAGGAAUACGUAGGCAAGAAAGUCCUAGUAGUUGGGUGUGGAAACUCUGGUAUGGAGGUCUCACUCGAUCUCUCGAACCACAAUGCGGAACCAAUUAUGGUCUGUCGUAGCUCGGUUCAUAUUCUUCCUAGGGAAAUCAUGGGAAGAUCGACGUUCGAGCUGGCAAUGAUACUAAUGAAGUGGCUCCCUCUUUGGUUAGUAGACAAGAUAAUGCUGUUUUUCGCCUGGUUUAUGCUUGGUGACAUGCGAAAGUACGGACUAAAAAGACCGAAAGCUGGGCCACUUGAGCUAAAGAACAAGGAAGGAAAGACUCCUGUUUUGGACAUUGGUGCUUUGUCUAGAAUUCGAUCAGGAGAUAUCAAAGUUGUAUCUGGAAUCAAAUGCUUGAAUUUUAAUGGCGUCGAGCUUAUCGAUGGCGAAAAAAUGGAGGUUGAUUCAGUGAUUUUAGCUACUGGUUACCGCAGCAAUGUGCCUUCUUGGCUUCAGGAAGGAGAAUUCUUUAACAAAAAUGGAUUUCCAAAAACUCCAUUUCCAUGUGGAUGGAAGGGAAAAAGUGGACUGUAUGCAGUUGGGUUUACAAGGAGAGGGCUUGCUGGUGCUUCUUUUGAUGCCAUGAAAAUUGCACAAGAUAUUGGUCAAGUUUGGAAAGAGGAAACUAAACAAAAAAAACUCACUAAACCUCGUCAUAGAAGGUGUAUCUCAACUUUCUGAUCACCUCAACCAAAAAAAAAAAAAACAAUGACAACAUUUUUGGAUUGUUUGGGAGUGUUAAUAAUAUGGUAUACUUGAUAGAAGAAUGUAAAUAUGGUAAAAAAAAAAAAAUGAAAAGACAAAAUAGAGGUAGUGAGAAUUGCAACAAAGAUGAGGAGCCCUCUCCAGAAGCCAGAAGCUCAAAGUUUUGAAACCUUACUAUAUUUGGGCAUUUUGUGUACUUUAAGGAUGAUGAGGCUUUGUUGAUUUUUUUAAUUUUUAAUUUUUAUUUCUAUUUCUAUUUCUAUUUUGGGAUUUUGCUUCUUUCAUUCUUUUCUUCUUUCUUGGUAUGUAAUACCUUCUUGUACAAUUACUUAGUUGUUAUAGUGAAAUGAAAAUUUUUGUUCAUUCA
Messenger RNA from Beta vulgaris subsp. vulgaris (sugar beet), 1834 nucleotides. RefSeq names its product probable indole-3-pyruvate monooxygenase YUCCA5. The record is from RefSeq and is a predicted model, not a curated record. The transcript has 3 exons. Gene Ontology annotation, molecular function: NADP binding; flavin adenine dinucleotide binding; N,N-dimethylaniline monooxygenase activity. Bases 181 to 1443 code for a protein of 420 amino acids. Gene Ontology annotation, biological process: auxin biosynthetic process. NCBI's taxonomy places the organism in Eukaryota, Viridiplantae, Streptophyta, Magnoliopsida, Caryophyllales, Amaranthaceae.